AUGGGACAAAGAGGGUUACCUGGAGCUAUUGAGAGGUGCCCACUGCCACCAAAAUCUGCCUUUUUCGUGAAGCUUAGUGAACCUCUCCCAAAGCCCUUCCAGCCCGUUGUUUUCAAGGAAGCCCUGUACAACCAGCAGGACCACUUUAAUCUGACCACUGGAGUGUUCAGCUGCACCACCCCUGGUGUGUACAAUUUUGCCUUUGACAAUGAGCUGUUUCAGAGAUCUGUGAAGAUAGGACUCAUGAGGAAUGGCAUCCAGGUCAGAUGCAAGCAAGCCCAAGCCAAAGACAGUCACAAACAUACUUUGGGAACUGUCAUUGUGCAGCUGGAGAAGGAGGACAAGGUCUGGCUGGAAUCCAAGCUGAAUGAAGCAGAAUCUGAUAAAGGAAUGACUCAAAUUAUGUUCUUUGGGUAUUUUCUUUAUGGAAAUUAA
This is a messenger RNA of Mesoplodon densirostris (Blainville's beaked whale), 435 nucleotides long. RefSeq names its product hibernation-associated plasma protein HP-25-like. Gene Ontology annotation, molecular function: protein binding. The transcript has a single exon. The record is from RefSeq and is a predicted model, not a curated record. Lineage: Eukaryota; Metazoa; Chordata; Mammalia; Artiodactyla; Ziphiidae. Bases 1 to 435 code for a protein of 144 amino acids.